AUGUAUACAGGAAGGAUCGGGUAUCCCUUGAAUGAAUUAACAAAUCAAGAUCUGAUAAAUGAAGAACUGUGCUACGAAGUUCGUCUACUCGAAGAGCCGCAGGAGAUCCUAUUCAAUCUCAUUAAACGUUUUAAGGAACGCGCUGCAAUUGUUACGAGCGGACAAUUGUCCGGAAUGAUUCUGCUCCACAUGGCUUACGAAAAUAAGCUGCCAUUUAGAGCCUGUACAAUUGACACGCUGCGUCUGUUCCCUGAAACCUAUGAAUUCUUCGAUCACAUCGAAGCGCAUUAUAACAUCCGCAUUGAGAGGAUUACCCCGGAGCCGGAAGCCGUAGAUCGAAUGGUCGCAAACCACGGGGAGUUCCUGUUCUUCGACAGCAAACAGAAACAGGAAUAUUGUUGUAACAUCAGGAAAGUGGAGCCGAUGCAACGAUUGUUGGAUACACUAGAUGUCUGGUUUUCCGGGCUUCGACGAGAUCAAUCCAGUAAUCGACAAAGCACCCCCAAAGCGGAAAUCAUCGAGCACAAGGGGCGUUCUAUACUGAAAGUCAAUCCGCUGGCGGAUUGGCCCGAAGCACGGAUUUGGGAGUACAUUCACAAACACGAUAUCCCCGUGAAUCCACUGAUGGAACCCCAGAAGUACGGGCAAUACUAUGAAUCACUCGGAUGCGUCAUCUGCACAACGCCAAUCCUGCCCGGUGAACCAAAAAGAGCAGGACGGUGGCGUUGGCAAAACGCGCCAUCAUCGGACGAAGAGAAUAAGAAAGAGUGCGGGAUUCACUACGCAAUAUAG
Geodia barretti is the source of this 792-nucleotide messenger RNA. NCBI's taxonomy places the organism in Eukaryota, Metazoa, Porifera, Demospongiae, Tetractinellida, Geodiidae. The record is from the annotation of a GenBank genome assembly.